AUGAAGAUUUUUGUUUUGAUGGCUACGUUCCUAUUAUGGAACAUCGUACCAUCAUAUUCCCAAGGUCCGAAGCUUGUUCUGUACCGUAAAAACAAGAGCCCGGAGAACCCUUCUGAACAGGCAAAUCCGGAUGGACAAGAAACGGCAGAAAAAACCCAUGCGGUAAAUAAGAAAAAGAAAGAUGAUAAUCUACUAGGAAAACAUUCCAAAAAAGGAGGUGCAGCCAGUGAAUCCACUGCGCCAGAAGUGGUGAAGCAACCUAUAAAAGGAACAGAAUCCGCUGAAGUAACUCGAUCGGAUCUACCGAAGGAAUCCAAAACAGAAACGAAACCCAUGGAAGCGUUUAUGCAAUGUCAACCGAGUACAUCUAAAGCAGGAGGCAACCCUGAUGAAUCUAAAACGCUGGAAGGAAAGGAGGAAUACGAAGCAGGCGAUGAAACCGAUUUGUCAAAGGACAAGAAGAUAAAAAAGAAAAAGAGCAAAAAAGCCACAUCAUCAGAACGAUCACAGGUUAGUCCAUGA
Molecule: messenger RNA, 522 nt
Organism: Babesia sp. Xinjiang
Lineage: Eukaryota; Apicomplexa; Aconoidasida; Piroplasmida; Babesiidae
Exons: 1
Coding region: 1-522 (173 amino acids)
Source: RefSeq, a predicted model, not a curated record